Alternaria ventricosa is the source of this 915-nucleotide messenger RNA. RefSeq lists its product as uncharacterized. NCBI's taxonomy places the organism in Eukaryota, Fungi, Ascomycota, Dothideomycetes, Pleosporales, Pleosporaceae. The transcript is spliced from 4 exons. Gene Ontology annotation, biological process: Golgi organization. Bases 1 to 915 code for a protein of 304 amino acids. Gene Ontology annotation, cellular component: membrane; endoplasmic reticulum; endoplasmic reticulum-Golgi intermediate compartment. The record is from RefSeq and is a predicted model, not a curated record.
AUGGCGCAGAUACGCGGCACCGCUGGCUACCAUUUGGGCAACCAGAGCCCCUUUGGCAACUCGGGGCGCAACGACAACAGCACGAACGACCCCAGUCCGCUCGACCAACUGCGCGCCCAGACGAGCAAGCUCGAGGACCUGCUGGACACUGUCUUCGACCCCAUCAAGCCAUACCUCCCUGGCAUCGGCCGCUUCCUCAUCGUCGUUACGUUCCUCGAAGAUGCCCUGCGUAUUAUCACACAAUGGACCGACCAGCUCACGUACCUGCACGACUACCGCCACAUCUGGAGCGGCGUCACGCACAUGUUCCUCAUCGUCAACAUCGUCCUCAUGACCGUCUGCUCCUUCGGCGUCAUUUUCCGAAAGUACUCCGAAUACAGCGUAGCGGGACUCAUGACCGUCGUGGUGCUCCAGGGCAUCGGCUACGGCCUCGUCUUCGACCUCAACUUCUUCCUGCGCAACCUGUCCGUCAUGGGCGGUCUACUCAUGGUGCUCUCCGACUCGUGGGUGCGCAAGAAGUUUGCGCCCGCCGGCCUACCCCAGCUCGACGAAAAGGACAAGAAGAUGUACUUCCAGCUCGCCGGACGCGUCCUGCUCAUCUUCCUCUUUGUGGGAUUCGUGUUCCGCGGCGACUGGGGCUUCUGGAGAAUCAUUGCUAGUCUUUUGGGACUCGUGGCGUGUGUCAUGGUGGUUGUGGGCUUCAAGGCAAAGUUCUCUGCUGUUAUGCUCGUGCUUAUUCUCAGCGUCUUCAACCUUUACGUUAACAACUGGUGGAAAUUGCACCCGCACCACCCCCACAAGGACUUUGCCAAGUACGACUUCUUCCAAAUCCUGUCCAUUGUUGGCGGUCUCCUCUUGCUGGUCAACAUGGGCCCCGGACAAUUUUCCGUCGACGAGAAGAAGAAGGUCUACUAG